AUGCCUCUCAAGCUCGACUACAACGCAACCCUGAUCCCAAGCGCGGCGUUGCAACCUCCCGAGCCCGACCCCUACCGCGCACCGGACAGCCUCGACACCUUCGCAAGCUACAAGUACCGUCCACUGUGCAACAUAUCCUCCCUCGAUCUCCACUCCGGCUUCUCGCCUCUAUGCACCGAGCGCACGUCCAUGCUUACGGCCAUGUCUUCUGGCGGCCGUAUCGGCCACGACGCGCCGUACAUGCCUCGUGGGUGCGAUAUGAGGUGGUUCACCACAGAGGAGGUGUGUGAGAUUCUGGAGAGGUUCGAGAAGGUGGUGUUUGUUGGGGACAGCAUGAUGAGGCAUGUGGUUGGGAGCUUAAAUGUGCUGCUGCGGAAGGAUUUAGGGUUCGGAGCUGUUACGGAUUGGAACUUCAGCGAUGAGGAGAGGAGGGAAUGUUUCUGCAACUUCCAAUUCAACGUUAAGGCAUGCUCAGUGCAAGGCAUCUUCAGAACAGCGGACGUCAUGAAGAAUGACCCGGACGGCUUGGCGUGCCCCGCUGGCACCGUGGACGUUCUGAUCGAGCAGAUGGUCAAGUUUCCCAUCCCUCCGGAAGAAAUUGAGCGCUUCAAACAGACCAUCGGCACAGUCAAGCCCAAAAGGCCUUACGCAUUCGUCUUUGGGCACGGGCUAUGGAACGACCUUGAUCUCCAGGCGACAGUCAACUGGCUCGAUCAGAUACUCGACGCCACGUCCGAUCGACUGCCAUACUUGAGGCAGAAAGGAGCGUUCUGGCCGAGGCUGUUCAUGACGCCCAACGCGGCGGGCAAGAAAAAGCCGGACGAAUGGCUGGUGAGCCAGGGCAACAAGGCUUUGAUGGUCUUCGAAGAGAGUGUGAGAUACGAAGCGGAAAGGAGAGGAGUCGAUCACCUCGGGACGUGGAACAUGAGCAUACAGAGCCAGAAAUUUGACGGCGUGCAUCUUGAUCUCAAGGGCAACAUGAUCAAGGCUAUGAUGGUAAUGAACUGGUUGAAUUUGCUAGCAGUGGAGAAUCACUAG
Coniosporium apollinis CBS 100218 is the source of this 1038-nucleotide messenger RNA. RefSeq lists its product as uncharacterized. The record is from RefSeq and is a predicted model, not a curated record. The coding region runs from base 1 to 1038 and encodes 345 amino acids. NCBI's taxonomy places the organism in Eukaryota, Fungi, Ascomycota, Dothideomycetes. The transcript has 4 exons.